UUUGCCUUUGAUUACAUUUUGUGCAAUAUUUAGGUACAAUUAUUUGAAUUUAGAAUUUAACAUUGCAUGAGGCGAGUUGGGGAUUUGGACAUAGUUAGUAUUUAAUAAUUAGUUAGUAUUUUUGUUUAAGGCUUAGAUUAUAGACAGAGACAUGGACUGGUAACAUUAUUAUCUUGCAUGUUUUGUUUACAUUAAUAAAUUGUAAUGAUUUUACAAAAAACAUUGAAAUUUAGUACUAACAUUGUAAAAUUUAUUUCUUUUCAGGUACCCCCGCCAGAAGGACGGAAGCACCGAGUCGCUGGGAAGUCUCAAGAGUCAUCACAGAUGCAUAUUGCCGGUCGUCAGGAAGAGGAGUUGCGAAGAGUUGUCCAACGCAGCCGUCAAUGCGUUUUAAUUGAGCUGCUGGCAUUAUGGUCGUGGAGUUCGUCUCGUGGCAGAGAAGUCGUCUGUGGGGAUUGUAGUUCGGACAAUCACCGAAGGAAGCCAGGUGCGUCGCGUCUUGUGGCCAUAGCUUCAGGAUUGGUUGCUUGGGGCCGCCGGUUCGAGAUUUGUUGCAGAGAGCCGCCGCAACGAGAUUGCCAUGGAAAUGGAUGUAAAAAUAGAAUUUGGUAAGUAUAAUAUUUGUUAUUUGUUAUUUGAUGAUUGCAUUAA
This is a messenger RNA of Drosophila simulans, 651 nucleotides long. RefSeq lists its product as uncharacterized. The transcript has 2 exons. Bases 205 to 612 code for a protein of 135 amino acids. NCBI's taxonomy places the organism in Eukaryota, Metazoa, Arthropoda, Insecta, Diptera, Drosophilidae. The record is from RefSeq and is a predicted model, not a curated record.